This is a messenger RNA of Scleropages formosus (Asian bonytongue), 731 nucleotides long. RefSeq names its product homeobox protein Hox-B6a-like. The record is from RefSeq and is a predicted model, not a curated record. Gene Ontology annotation, molecular function: DNA-binding transcription factor activity, RNA polymerase II-specific; RNA polymerase II cis-regulatory region sequence-specific DNA binding. Gene Ontology annotation, biological process: regulation of transcription by RNA polymerase II; anterior/posterior pattern specification. Lineage: Eukaryota; Metazoa; Chordata; Actinopteri; Osteoglossiformes; Osteoglossidae. The coding region runs from base 60 to 731 and encodes 223 amino acids. Gene Ontology annotation, cellular component: nucleus. The transcript has 2 exons.
CCAUCUGGACUAUAAAACACAACAAAUCAUAAACCAAAGUGAAAAGCGCUGCCCUCCCGAUGACUUCCUAUUUUGUAAACUCCACGUUCCCCGUGACUCUGCCGAGCGGACAGGAGUCUGUCCUGGGACAGAUACCGUUAUACUCCACCGGAUACACGGAUCCCUUAAGGCACUAUCCCGGCGUCGCCUAUGGAGCCACGGGCGUUCAAGACAAAGCUUACCCUGCAUCUUAUUACCAACAAACAAACGGCGUGUACCACCGGACAGCUCCGGCCAGCUCCUGUGACUAUGCAGCGCCCAGCUUCUACAGGGAGAAGGAUCCUGCGUGCGGCCACGCUGCUGCGGAGGAGACCCCUCUCCUCCUGUACCAGGACCCUCACAAGAGCUUCUGCGCCGCGCAAAAUAAGAAUCUCUUCCCCGAGGGUGUCGACGAGAAGCCCGCAGCUCCCAUCUACCCCUGGAUGCAAAGGAUGAACUCCUGCAACGGAAACUUUGCAAACCCUGGUCGCAGGGGUCGUCAGACGUACACUCGUUACCAGACCCUGGAGCUGGAGAAGGAGUUUCACUUUAGCAGGUAUUUAACGAGGCGGCGCAGAAUAGAAAUCGCGCACAUGCUGUGCCUGACCGAGCGCCAGAUAAAGAUCUGGUUCCAGAACCGCAGGAUGAAGUGGAAAAAAGAAAAUAAACUGAUCAACUCCUCACAAACGGCCAGAGAAGAUGAAGAAAAAUGA